Molecule: messenger RNA, 1958 nt
Organism: Cucumis melo (muskmelon)
Lineage: Eukaryota; Viridiplantae; Streptophyta; Magnoliopsida; Cucurbitales; Cucurbitaceae
Exons: 14
Coding region: 383-1816 (477 amino acids)
Cellular component (GO): membrane; cytoplasm
Source: RefSeq, a predicted model, not a curated record
AAAAAAAAAAGAAAAAAAAGAAAUAGUGAAACGGAAGCUAAGCUGAGAGUCAAAAUCCGAUUCCCAAAUGUAAAGCCAGUUUUUUUUUAAGGCCCUGAGGGUUAAUUUUGCAUGAAGAACGUUCUGUUCAUUGCGUUUCACGCUUUCUGUUCCUGCUUAAUCCUUACUCAAACGACAAUCAGAACAAUACAUUACAAUAAUCCGUAAUCCGCCUCCAACCCUUUGCGCCUGAUUUGGAGGGGGACGAUCCAGCGGACUCUAAGAGCUUUGCAUUUUUUCGACUUAAUUGCUUCAAAUCCAAUUACACGAGCCCAUUGAAUCUUUCGGUGUUAUUGACAAGGUUUGAGUGGUGAAAAUAACACCCACACUUUCCAUUUAAUCUAUGUUUGGAAAUCCAGUGGCAGUUCCUGCCAAUAGUAGUCCACAUUUAAGAAAAUCUGGAAGCAGACCUGUAGUAUCGGAUUUGGAAUAUUUGUCUGGUACCGAGACAGGAAAUGGUGUGGAUGAAACUUUGUUGCAUUCAAUGGAGGUCGAUGAUUUGAAGAGUACUAUAUUAACAAUGAAUCCUGUAGCCAUAGUUCCAUCUCCUAUUUUGUUAUGGAGAUUCAAGGUUUUCUUGUUCAUCUUCUGGGGUUUAUUUUGUUGCAAGAUUGGCUGGGAUUCUGUUAUGAGAAUGAGUGCAGACCUGCGAGACCUAUUUCUUUAUGAAGCGUUUCUUUAUUAUAAUCCUCUUCUUCUGGUGACUAUGAUGGUUUGGCUGUGGGGAAUUAACUUAUGGGUUUUUUCCCAGUCCAACGUUAAUUAUGCAAAGAUAUUUGAACUCGACCAGAAUCAUCUAACUCACCGAGAGAUUUGGAAGUGUGCCACGUGGAUGACUAUUGUUGUCCCAACUAGCAUGACAGCCUACCUCUAUCUUUAUUCUCAUGGAGAAGUAUCACUAGCUGCAUCACAACCAGUUCUCUUAUAUGUUGCUGUUGCAAUGAUUUUGAUUUUCCCUUUUGAAAUAUUUUUCUUGUCAUCUCGAUUUUUCUUAUUAAGGACUCUCUGGCGAAUAGUUUUCCCCUUGCAGGCGAUUACAUUUGCUGACUUUUUUCUAGCUGAUAUUCUGACGUCAAUGUCAAAGGUUUUUUCUGAUUUGGAAAGAUCAGUGUGUCGAAUGAUUCACCGACAGGUUGCCACCAUUGCAUGGUUUGAAGCAGAUUCUGUUUGUGGAAGUCACUCUGUUGCAAUCCCUGUGGUCCUUGUCUUGCCUUAUCUUUUUCGUUUGUUCCAAUGUCUUCGGCAAUAUAAGGAUACAGGGGAAAAACCAACACUUCUGAACGCUUUAAAAUAUUCAACCGCAGUACCAGUAAUUUUCCUUUCUGCCCUUAAAUACCAUGUCUUCCCUGAUAAAUGGACCAGCUUUUAUCGGCCGCUUUGGCUGCUGUCUAGUGUUCUAAACUCAUCAUACUCAUUUUACUGGGAUGUGAAACGCGAUUGGGACUUGAGCACUUUCACCCGGAUUUUCAAGUUCAACCGACCACACUUUUUCUCACAUCUCUUUUAUGGCCGGAAAUGGGUUUACAUUUGGGUGCUUGGAAGUAAUCUGAUAUUGCGGUGUACGUGGACGUAUAAGUUAUCUGCUCAUCUUCGACACAAUUACCUUACAGUCUUCACGAUCACUGCAUUAGAGAUCUUCCGAAGAUUCCAAUGGAUUUUCUUCCGAGUUGAAAAUGAGUGGAACAAGAUGAACUCGAAGUCGAACAUACAAAUUACAAUGAGUAAUCUCCCAACCGAGGAAGACAAAUUACUCAACUCCAGUAACCAUAAUGUUUAAAUUCUUCAUUGGCAAUUGAUUUUUGCAUUAUUGAGGUAUAAUAUAGCUCUUAUGUGGAGAAAGGUUUUUGUAUGUAUGAAUGCUUUUGUUUUGAAUAAUUGUUAUCAUUAAUCAAUGAGGAGGGGUCCCUUUUCUGGAUUAA